Nylanderia fulva is the source of this 1207-nucleotide messenger RNA. Its product is annotated as protein phosphatase PHLPP-like protein. NCBI's taxonomy places the organism in Eukaryota, Metazoa, Arthropoda, Insecta, Hymenoptera, Formicidae. The record is from RefSeq and is a predicted model, not a curated record. Gene Ontology annotation, molecular function: protein binding.
UAGUACUUAUAGAAUGCUCGAUCUGCACACAUCGUCUUUCAACGAUGCAUCACAGUAACGACUUAUUUUAAACGUGCUUGUGCAAUGAAAUAAAGUUCCGUGAUAUGAGAAUCUUUCUCUUCAACGGGUUUCUUUUACUGGGCUUCGCCGUAGCCCCAGUACCGGAUAUUUUCAUGGAUUCAUUGGAAUCCGCGGAAAUAAUGAACCAGUGCCACUACAUCAAAGCUAAUUCGUUAUUGGAGGCGCGAUGCCAAUUGCACUCGCAAAAAUCUUGUUAGAUUUGAAUCCGGACAUACAGGUGCUCAAUAUUACCGGGAACAUGUUGGAUCACUUGACUAACAAAAGUCUACAUCCUUACAAGAAGCUCGUCGCCAUUUCUCUACGUUACUCUGUGCUUAAUGAAAUUGACGAGGCAUUCUUUGCCAAUCAGCCUUACCUGGAAGUGCUGGAUCUCACGUCCGACAUUAUCAACUAUCUGCCCAAAAGUCUCUUCCAGUUGCCGUAUCUUCACACGCUCUAUCUCGGCCACAACAUGAUCUCCGAUUUUGUGUUCAACGUCACCUCGCCUCUCAGACUGCUCCAGCUAAACAAUAACUUACUAAACGUGAUCCCGAACAUAGGCGUCCAGCCGACCCUCUUUUAUCUCGACGUGUCCUACAACUACAUCACCUCGAUCAGCACCGAAGAUCUGGCGCCCUUUUGCUCGCUGAAAAAGCUCUAUCUGACCGGAAAUAGAAUCAGAUUCAACGCGAGCAGCUGUGAUUGUCAGGCGUUCAACGCCUGGGUGAAGCUACGACAAAUCAAGACGAAGCCCAAUUUUUACAACUGCACCGAUCCACCAGCAGCUCUGAACAAGGACUGCGCCAAAGUGAGAUUCAGCAAUCGGACUCACAAGUUGUUCAACGAGUGCUUGGCAAUGAGACAGCAGAAGAUGGAAACCGAGAAGCCUCGAUCGGUCUGGAUAACCGUCUCGGUGUUCCUUUUCAUGAUUUUCGUGGCGUUGUUCAUCGUGCACAAGUCGUGGACAUCACCAAACUGUUCCAACAGCAACCGGACGAUUAUUAGUGAAAUAAUUGUUUAUAGAACGUAGAAUUCUGUUAAAAGGGCUGUUUCUGGCGUCGACAUAUGCGAGAGUAGAAUUUUGCGCAAGAAUAGAAUUUUCCGAGUAGGGUUGCAAACUCUAAAAUUAUUUACGACACAAUAAAAU